CUCUCACUUCCUGAACUGAAGGCCUCCAAAUAUGUGGAGGUACAAACGCAGGAUAACCUAACAUUCAGGAGCUUUGACACACCACGUUACCCUGCAUUGAAGUUUAAAGUGCCCGUGUAAAGCAUGCUCCUGUGGCAGUAUCUGAUAACCUUUCUGCUGGUUACUGUUCAAAUAUGCAAAGCUGAGAAAUGCGAUGAAUUUACCGAUCUGAAUCUUGGUCACUCAAUCAUUGGUACCAGCCUCAAAGUUCGGUUGUUGCUAUACACUAGAUUAAAUGGGACAUGUGGUACCCUUAUGUCCCACACCGACCUGUCUGCCUACCCCCAAUUUAAUGCGUCAAAACCGACCACCUUCAUCAUUCAUGGGUAUCGGCCCACUGGAUCUCCACCGAACUGGCUCAAUAAGCUCACUGAGCGUCUGCUGGUCAGGAAAGACAUAAACGUUAUAGUGGUAGACUGGAACUACGGUGCUGCGACUCUGAAAUAUUGGGAAGCAGUGAAGAACACACGCAAAGUAGCAUCCAACAUCACAGCUUUGAUUAAUAUGUUGCAGGAGCACGGAGCCGAUCUGAGCUCCAUCCACAUGAUUGGUGUCAGUCUAGGAGCUCACAUAUCAGGCUUUACGGGCGCUAACUUGAAGGGAGAAAUUGGAAGAAUAACAGCACUGGAUCCUGCUGGGCCAGGGUUCAAAGGCAAAAACCCAGAGGACCGACUGGACUCUUCAGAUGCACAGUUUGUGGAUGCCUUGCACACAGACAUGGAUUUGCUGGGUUUCAGGGAACCUUUAGGUCACAUUGAUUUCUACGCCAAUGGAGGAGCAGACCAACCCGGCUGCCCAAAGACUAUUUUCUCAGGACAGUAUUUUAAAUGUGACCACCGGAGAUCGGUGUUCCUCUUCAUUGACUCUAUAAAUGCCACAUGUACCAGCAGGACCUACCCCUGCUCGUCCUAUAAAGACUUUCUGGAUGGCAAAUGCUUAACCUGCAGUCAGUUUGGUAAUGCUGGAUGUCCUAUUUUAGGUUAUGACGUCAUAAAAUGGAAAGACAUCCUGCUGGAACAGAACCAAACAAAGGCCUACUUCAGAACAAACGAAAAAUCUCCAUACUGCAUGACAAACUACAGGAUAGAUGUGGUGAUAUGGAACAAGGAUGUGCAGUGGGGAUACUUGACUGUUAAACUUCAUGGCAAUGGUAAACAAGCACAGGCAACCAUUGACCAUAAAUCCUUAAAUUUCAAGAAGUUCACAGACACCGAGCUGUUGGCUGCGUUUGACAAAGACAUUCAGUGGGUGGAAAAGGUGUCUGUUAAAUUCUCCACUGGGAAUGUAUUGCAGCCCAAACGUAAGCUCAGAAUUCUCAGAAUCCGUCUCAAAAACCUGGAACCUAAAGGGAAUAAAGCACAGGGGCCUCUGUGUCGAUAUGACGUCCUUCUCGAGGAGAACAAAGAGGUCACCUUCAGGCCAAUUCCCUGUGAAGAAUCCAACUUCUAAAGGGGAGAAAAAUUGCAUAACAUUUCACUGCAUGUAUGGAGAGAGAUUCGGCUGAUUCUACAGUUCUUCCAGAAUUGUUCAUGAAAAGACCAGCACUGCUAAAACAAAACAAAAUAACACAAUGUUGCCUCACAGUAAGAAGGUCUAUGUUUGAGCCAACUGGCUCGCUGGGACUUUUAUGUGCAGUUUGCACUGUCCCACAGUUAUUUGGGGGUUGGGUUAACUGGUGAUUGAGUCUAAGUUGGCUGUCGGUGUAACUUUGAGUGUGGACUGUUGUCCGUCCCUGUUGUUAAUGCGAUAGACUGGUUGGCCCCCUGCACCUCUGAACUGGAUAAGUGGAAGAUGGAUGACUAGACCAGUAAUGUGAAUUAGACAGAUUAUCUGUCACAAAUGAGUGAAAAAAUACUAACAUAUUUACCUUUUUUGAUAGAAAAGUAGGGCUGUCAACGUUAACGUGGCGUCACGAUUAACGCUCCAGAUGGGUGAAUUGCGUUAAAAUGGGUGUAGCUCAGGUGGCAGAGCAGGUCAGCCACUAAUCAGGAGGCCGGUGGUUCGAUCCCAGGCUGCCUCCUGGCUG
Maylandia zebra (zebra mbuna) is the source of this 2065-nucleotide messenger RNA. It is a transcript of the gene lipia, whose product is annotated as lipase, member Ia. Gene Ontology annotation, biological process: lipid catabolic process. The record is from RefSeq and is a predicted model, not a curated record. Gene Ontology annotation, molecular function: glycerophospholipase activity. NCBI's taxonomy places the organism in Eukaryota, Metazoa, Chordata, Actinopteri, Cichliformes, Cichlidae.